Molecule: messenger RNA, 28808 nt
Organism: Podarcis lilfordi (Lilford's wall lizard)
Lineage: Eukaryota; Metazoa; Chordata; Lepidosauria; Squamata; Lacertidae
Source: the annotation of a GenBank genome assembly
GGGCAGCGCAGCCGCCUCUUCCGUUCUCUUCCGCGGUUGCCGCCGGGGAGGUCGCGCUGCGCCAUGUGGGGCCGGUUCUGCGCCGCGGGGCGGCAGCUGGCGCGGACGAGUCCCGGCCGGUGAGCAGCAUCCGCCGCUGGUCGACUCGUGGGGUGGGGGCUUCUCCGGGCGGGGCGAAGAAACACUCUGCACGUGCUCAGAGGCUCCCCUUCUCCUCCUCAGCUUUUUCCCACGUUUAUGAAGCCCCGUAUUCCGAGCCGGGGUUUCAUCCCGUGGGGCCCUUCCUAGAAGUGGUUGGACUGUAGCUUCUCUCAUCCUUUUCCAUGGGUCAUGCUGCUUGGGGGCUGGGUGGGGGGUGUUAGGAGGAACCCCUGGGGAACCGACGCUCAGAACCCCCGUAUUCUAUUAUUUGAGUUUCUUGCUGGAGAGUGAGAGGUAAAGGGAGGCUCUAAACAUGUGCAGAGUGCCUUCCACUUUCUGCAUCUGGGGGAAAGGGUUUUUUUUUAUGGUUGUCUUUGACCCCAAGACUUGUUGUUUUUAGUAGCUCAGGUAUUUGGCUCCCGUUGCUCGGUCCCUGCUCCUGCCCACCUAGCAGUUCGAACGCACGUCAAAGUGCAAGUACAUAAAUAGGUACUGCUCCGGCGGGAAGGAAAACGGCGUUUCCGUGCGCUGCUCUGCUGGUUUGCCAGAAGCGGCUUAGUCAUGCUGGCCACAUGACCUGGAAGCUGUACGCCACGACUGGACCUAAUGGUCAGGGGUCCCUUUACCUUUAACCUUUUUGGAAAAUCUGAUUGAUGAAAGCUUGCUUUCUGACAUUUUUUUUCCUGAAGGAGGCUGUUUUGUCUUAAUUGUCUCUCCCUGCUGCCACACCUACCUCCUCUGCUGGCCUGGGACUGAUAAAAGAAAAGAGAAAUUGGGGGGGGGGGGGUGGAAGCCGCUGGUGAAACAUCCCCCAUUUCUCCCUGGAAUUCUUGGCGGUUGGGUUUUGUGAAGUAUUGGGAGCAGUGGUCUUAUUUAGGGGUGAGAAGCCCAACUUUCUGACUCUGGCCGUCAUGCUAGUUUAUCUCUAAACACCAAAUGAUGGGGAUCCACAGUGCUGGAAGGCCUGUGUUGUCUUCCUGGAUGGAGGCAUCGGACUUGCGAACCAUCAGCUCCAGCCAGCGAAAUAGUUGGUCAAGGAUGGUGCGAGUUGUAGUCCCAAGAACCGGAAGGCCACAGGUUUUGCUAUCCUAAGAUUUGGUAUGAUCCAGCAGGACUCUUUUAAUGGUUUUAUUCUGUAGCCUGGACUGUAUAGUUUGAUUUUUGAAGGCCUUGCCUCAUAACACUUGGGCUGAGCUAAGAUUGAUAUAGUUAAGGAUUUGCGCUUGUAUCUCACCUGUUUGCUGGUGCUCUCAAAGUCCAGGAUUAGAACAAAUGGGCUGAAGGUGCGAGGGAAGCAGAUUUCAGCUAAACUUUAUAGGAGAAAUGUCCAGUAAGGGGCUGUUCAACAAUGGAAGAAGCUGCCUUGGGAGAUAAUGGGCUCUCCCUUCCUGCACAUACUUUGAGCAGAGGUUGGGCCAGGGGUUUUGUGGUUGCAUUUCACACUGCAGAGCCUACAUUGGAGUAGAGGACCUCCAAGUUCUCUAGAAAAGCCCCUUCCAACUCUGACUCUUAAGUCCUGAAUCAGCACUCUCCAUUCCUGUCAAGUGGUGUUUUUAAAGAAGGCUAGGCCUCACCUUCUUAAAACUAAGUUGACUCUCCCACUAGCUAGAGUUGUGCUGUGUGGAAGUGUGUGCACAGUGGAGGUUCCCUUUUACCCCUCCAAAAUUGGGAGUUUUAAAAGUCUUGUUUACUAAGGUACCCUACUAGUGUGGCCCUAAACACCAGCUUAUAGAUUUCACAUCCCUGGAAUUUAGCUCCUGAGUUAUAGGUACUUAUUGCAGGAUUUGGCUCCUAGCACUCCCCCCUUCCAUUUUCCUGUGCCCUAAUUAGUCUAAGUUGUAUUAAUUAUACAACUGAAUAAAUGGGUGCCACCUGCCUAUGCUCACACAUUUGCUUAACUUGAUGCAUUGGCUCCUGAGCCCAAGGUUUCCCACCCCAAUUAUUAUUUUUAAAGGAAGACUCAUUGUUUACUUUCUCCUCUUCCUCUCUCUUUUUGUGUAUAUAGUUUCAGGCCAUUUAAUCAGAGACUCUGGAGAUGGAAGAGUACUUCUGCCAAUGAAAGGGCACUGCAGUACAAAACUGGAGAUCGCAUCCAUGGAUUCACAGUAAACCAGGUACUUGUCUGGUUUUCCUGGUCGCUCGGGGCUCUCUGGCUCUCUUCUCCCAAGAAAGUUGGGGUCUCCCAAGAAAGUAUUGUCUGAUCUGACGGUAAAAAAAAAAGCUUGAAAACUCAGGAAGGCCUUUCCACAUCAGCUUCUCAGCGGAGGAACACACACGCUGUAUUUUGCAGCUGAUUCUGGGGGCUCAACCAGUCAGUUUAUAAACGGCUAAAAGCAUAAGGAGAGCCCUGCUGGGUCAGACUAAAAGACCCAUCUAGUCCAGCCUUCUGUUCUCACAGUGGCCAGCCUGAUGCCCGUAGUAAGCCCACAAAUAUAGCAUGAGAACAGUUGCAUUCUCCUGCUCAAGGUUCUCCAGCAACAGGGGUUCAGAGGCAUGACUGCAUUUUGCGGUAGCAAAUUCCGUAGUUCAAGUUGUGCACUGUGUGGCAGAAGCACAUCUUGUCUGUCCCGAAAUUCCUACCAUACGGCUGCUUUGGGCAAUAACCAAUGCUGGUGCUGCUCAGAGUAGGACAACAAUGGAGAGGUUGCUUAAGUCCAUUGAUUUCAGUGUGCCUGCUCUUGAGAAUUACUAGCAUUGGGUAUAGGAGGGAUAGCACCAUCCCUCAGUAGAGCAUGAGACUCUUAAUCUUGGGGUUCUGGGUUCGAGCACUACGUUGGAUGAAAGGUUCCAGCAUUGCAGGGGGUUGGACUAGAUGACCCUCAGGGUCCCUACAUGUUUUUGAUUCUGUGACUCCAGGCUCUAAUGUUAUGAGAGGGAGAAUAAAUUAUCUGUAUCCACAUUCUACACACCGUGCGUUAUUUCAUAUGCCUCUUAUUUAAUGUCUAACCCCUCUUUUACCUUUUCUUUUUUUGCUUGGUACUUAACUGCCUGCCUGCAUUCUGUAAGAAUUGUGCCCAGGCAACUUGGUAGAAUAGCUUGUGCUCACUGGAGAGGCCCUGAAGUUUUACCUUUGCCUUUAUUUAUUUGUGCAUUGUUCAGCUUCUGAGAGCGUUGUUAGUGUGAGUCAAAUAGCUUAAUGAUAAUAAAAAUGAUUGUGGCCAUUUGUAUUAACCGAAAUAAAUGUGUGUGUGCGCGUGUGUGCGUGCUUGCCCACCGUAGGUGACAGCUGUACCCGAGUUAUUCUUAACUACUGUCAACCUGAGCCAUGAUCAGACGGAAGCCAAGUAUUUGCAUGUGGCAAGAGAGGAUUCCAACAAUCUCUUCAGGUAGGUGUGUUGGGAUCGCUAGGGAUGGGGAUAGAAUCGUGACUUUACGGGAGUGCCAUUUAGGGCUUCCAAGUAUGUUUGGAGACAAGGCUGCAUCUGCCAUCAAUUGUGUGAAAGGUCCCUGGAAGGUCAGAGGUCAGUAUAAGAAUUCGUGGGGUUCUACUGCUUGCUUCUUAAGGUGCCACUGAGAAUGCAGCUCCCACGAAAAGGAGGGGAAAUCUGGGGUCCAGCAUUAAAGGAAUAACAAAUUAUUUUUAUAUGUAUGGUGAUGUUUUACUUCCAUAUUUUAACCUCUCCAACCUUUUCCUGAUUACCUUACAGUGUUCAAUUCCGUACCACUCCAAUGGACAGUACAGGCGUCCCCCAUAUCCUCGAACACACUGUGCUUUGUGGUUCGCAGAAGUAUCCUGUCCGAGAUCCUUUCUUCAAAAUGCUAAACAGGUCACUCUCCACGUUCAUGAAUGCCUUUACAGGUGAGCAAACGGGAACAAGCAGCCUCUUGCAUUUUUCCCGUGCAAACGGCAACUUACUCAUAUGAUGAAAUCUAUGGUGCCUGUCACUCCUUCCAAUUCCAAACUCGAGUGGAGAGUGCCGGCAGGACUGUAGCCAAACCAAGGCUGCUGAGAAAUAAGAGGGGAGGUAAAUGCAUGCUUGGGGCGGUGUGUAUCAUUGCACAAGAGCAAAAAUAAAGAAAAGAAAACUAAGAGGGUAAAAAAGCCACCAAUCAGGACUGAGCAUGCUCUGCAGAUAUUGAAUAUAUAUUUACAGUUGGAAAAUAACAUGGUAGGGAGGGAGAAGAAUGAAGUGCCUUGCUUGGAAUGUUCCUGGAACAUUAAACUCCCUUUAGGCAGGAGGAAAUGCAGCAACAUUUUAUUGCAGGCCUCAACUGCAUGUCAGUUGCAGUAGAACUGGUUCAGAUAUGUGGAAGGAGCCUUAUGGGACGUACUGAGAGACCCAGCGCUUUCUUUAAGGAGCAAUUGGAGUUCUGCACGUUGCGUUGAGACCUUGAAAAAAUGCAAACUGCAGCCCCAUUGUGAUGCAUAGCCCAUUUGGGAUGUCAACAAGGUAGCCCCUGCCCCCAAGAUCCCCAUGAAUACAUUUUUCUUGUCUGUUUACUGACGGAAAGAAAACUGACUUGGAAAAAAAGGAGACAAGAGCGCAGUGCUGGGAAGCUUCUGCAAAACUGUCCGCUUAACGCCUGGCUCAGAUCUGGGGACAAUUGCUGCCCUUGAUAAUGUGCCCGCCCUGUUUGGUUCAAGGGUGGAGCAAAAUAUAUCAUUUGCAAGCAGAAACUUCUGGGUUUAACCCUUGGCAUCUGCAGUUAAGAGUCUCUGGAGAUCGUGAAGAGCCCCUCCCAGUCAUUGCAGAUGGUAGUGGGGUAAAUGGAGGAUGGCUGCAACUCUGUGUAAGGCACUUUUGGGUGUAGAUAGCCAUGGAAUCGUGGUCUUGGGGAGCGAGUUACAAAAAAAACACCUGCCACCCUGAUCUGUUAACUAUAAUAUCUGAGAGGAGCUCUGUUCAUAAACAAGAUGAGCAAGACUAUUAGAGCGAAAGGUUAGCAGUAGCCCCACCAUCUCCUGUCCAUCCUGGUAGCAUGGAUCCAGUGGAUCUAAAACCUCGCCCUAGAACACACACCCUUCUCAGAAUUGCAACAGAGGAGGGGGGUUGCAGCAGCAAUCCUUGCUAGGAAGGGGCUUCAGAGGACAGGCCUCCCUCCUGGAAAGGGAGAACCAUGGAAUCCCAUUGUCCCUGGGACACCUUCAUUAAAUUCUUAAUAUUUAUUUUGUUACCUUUUCCCACAGCUAGCGACUAUACACUCUACCCGUUUUCCACCCAAAAUCCCAAAGAUUUUCAGAACCUUCUGUCUGUAUACCUGGACGCGGUGUUUUUCCCUUGUUUGAGACACCUCGACUUCUGGUAAGACUUUCAUGUUUUGGGCACAUAUACACACACAUGGUGGUGCUGCCCGAAGGAGUGUUGACCCCUCUGUUGCGUGUCUUCAUUUGCACAGGCAGGAAGGCUGGAGAUUAGAACAUGAGGAUCCAGCAGACCCUCAGACACCGCUAGUCUUCAAAGGAGUUGUCUUCAAUGAGAUGAAGGGAGCAUUUGUAAGUUCCUUUUUCAAAAUUGUUUUAAUUUAAGAACGCAAUAAGAGUCCUGCCAGAUCAGGCCAAACGCCCAUCUAAGUCCAGCAUCUUGUACCGUCAGUGGCCAACCUGAUGUCUUUGGAAGCCCACACACUGGACCUGAGUGCAAGAGCACACUCUCUACUUGUGAUUCCCAGCAGCGGACAUUCAUAGUUAAGCUCUCCUAACCAUGCAUACAUGGAGUGGAUUUGCUUAUCCACUCCUCCCUUUGUUCUGCUGCUUCCAUCACCCUCCUGGAAAAAAACUGCUCUUUAGUGCUCAAUCAGAGCUAACAGGAAUUUGGGUUUUUCCCCGAUUGCCAUUUGUUCUGAUAUAUCACUAAAGAGCUGUUUUUCCAUUGGAAAGGAGCGGGGCAAGGGAAAAUCUCCUUGGACCCAUACGUAGAAAGCAUGGGUCAAGUGGAAAACAACCAGGACAUGUGCUUUCUAGGCACAGCACACGCAGAAGUCUGGAUGAGCCCUGUAUAUUUAUAUCUAUACAGCACAUUUUAUGUAUAUAGUACAUUUUACAAUUUUUAAUGUGCUGUGAGCUGCCCAGAGUGCCUGGGGAAACCCAGCCAGAUGGGCGGGGUAUAAAUAAUAAAAUCAUCAUCAUGUCCAAUUGACCUAUUGACUGUAUUUGUAGUAAACCAGUGUUUCUAGCUAACCAUGGUUUAUUGUGAAACAAGCAGUAGAUUAGUGCACACAGCUCCAUCACUCUGGCACUGCUUCUCCCUGACAUGAGCUGGGGAAACAAACCAAGAAUCCACAGUUUAGCUCAGCUUCCUGUGAGGCCCAAAUACGGGAUCCUGAAUACCUAACAAGCCAGGAUUUGUAAGCCAUCAACAAACCAUUGUUUUAAGUCUGGGUGGUCAUCCAUGCUUGUAGGGGGCAGCCAUUUACAUCAUGGGAUGCUGGAGCCACUCCUAAAUCAGCACUUCAAGUAAGAUCAAUUCUUUCUCAUGUCAGAGGAGUAACGCAGGAAUGAUCAGGUAGUAUGUACCAGUAUGAUGCUUCUUCACAACAAACCAUAAUAAGCCAGCGACACUCACUCAUCACAAUGUUUCAGUGCGUUCACAGCAUAAAUCAGUCCUUUCCUAUCAAUCUAUAUAUUUUUCCACAAUUUAAUGCUGAAAUGGGGAAGCUUCUUCAGCCUGAGGGCCACUGUCCCUCCUGGGAAACUUGCUGAGGGCCACAUGCACUCUUAACUCCAUCCUGAGUCUUGGUUAAGAACGGGGUUGGACUAGAUGACCCUCAGGAACCCAUUCAACUCUACAGUUUUGUGAUUCCUUCCACUGUUUUCCUGUUUUCUGGGGAUUAUUGGGUUCUCCAGGAAAACUGUGGCUAUUACCUGAUGUGCUCCCUGAAGUAGCAGUGGUUGUUGCAGGUGAGUUUUGCUGAAGCUUUUUUACUCCUACCUAAAUGAUUUCUUUUAAGACAGACAACGAGAGAGUAUUCUCCCAGCACCUUCAGAACAAGAUUCUCCCUGACCACACCUACGCAGUUGUGUCCGGCGGCGACCCACUGAAGAUCCCUGAUCUUUCCUGGGAACAGCUGAAGCAAUUCCACGCAACACAUUACCACCCUAGUAAUGCAAGGUGAGAAGCGUGCAUCUGAAAGGGAAAGGGGUGCUUUGUAAUAAUCCCGGGUGUGCCCAACACAGCUAUUGCAGCUUCAGCUCUCAGUUGGGGGAGCCAGGAAAUAAGUCAAUCCUAGCUGGGUGUGUGGUGUGUGUGUUUCAUUUCCUGUGCAAAUGACCCAGGGAAUUUUAAGGGCCCAAGGUUGCCCCAGGUGGGGCUCCGCAAAGUUGUUCUGCCAUGUUGGAUGCCGGCUAAGGCUGACUAGGCCAAAGCUUCCUUCUUCCGAUGAGACACUCAGUUUAUCACUUUCUACGAGUGCUUCAUUGUGGCCGGAGAAAGCAAUGAGCCAUUUUUUAAAAUAAGGUACAUGUUUCUGCCCAACCACAUGCCCCAACUUCCUAUCUCUGUGCCUCUAGUGAGGGAGCUCUCUUCACUUUCUAGCCCAUUUUUUCUAUGGCUUUCUAGACUUUUCCAAGAAUGCAAAAAUCACUGGUUUUCAGUAGCUUUGCAGACUUUCGACUAAGAUUAAAUGUAGAAAUAAUUGCUUUUUCCUUAGGAGCGAUGCUGAGGUAUACUGCUCCAUGAAUUGUCAUUUUAGGAUUAAUGAUGUGUAUCAUUAGCAUUGGGAAAGUAUAAACAAAAGUGAAAGAUCUGCAGAAUAAUAGCAUCAUAGAAUUAUAAAGUUGGAAGGGACAUCUAGUCCAACCUCCUGCAAGGCAGGAAUCUCAACUGGAUCUUACGUGGCAGAUGGUCCUCCAGCCUCUGUGAGUCAGAGAUGGGCCUUUGGGCUUGACCAUGGUCUAAAACAUGGAACAUAAAUCUUGUGGCAUCUAUAUGUGCAAAUGGGAGUUUUUGGAUCCAGGCUUUUGAAUAUGCAAGCUUAUUUUGCCUGUUAAUAGUAGUAUAUAAUAAAAAAUAAAAUUCCAGGUUCUUCACUUACGGUAACUUCCCACUGGAACAACACUUGCAACAGAUCCAUGAGGAUGCCCUGAGUAAAUUCCAGAAAAUUGAGCCGAACACUGCUGUCCCAAUACAACAGCUCUGGGAUAAACCUGUGAGUACCACAAGAUUUCUACUCUGGAUUUCCAUAGGUGACUCUUGAAACCCACACAGAGGCCAUUUUGUCCUUGGUCGUUUCCCAAAAAACACUUUCCAGCCCAAAUGUUUAGCAGGGAUGACUGUAACAGCCGCAGUCAAGUCAAGUGUGGCUUCUAGUUAUCUUGUGAAUAGUUCCUGAUUGAGGAAAGAUGAAAAUCUGCCUGGCUUUUUCAUCUUCUCCCACUGUAGCUCUUCUGGUACAUUUUGAAUGUGGAAAAAUUUCUAGGAAAUGUUUAGUCGCAGUUCAGUCUGUUUACAUGCCAUAUUUCCCACAAAUGCAUAGGAAUUUUUAAAAAAAUAAAAAAUCCAAAUACAAUAGCGUAAUAACAAUGCACAAGAAAAAGAGAUAAUAUCUAGGGUUGUGCAGCCUUGGUUCUGAACUAGAUCAAGGGCCUUGUACAGUAUUUAAUUAAGGUUUUAAGCACCAGGCAGGUAUCCAUAGCGGGAGGGAGUUGCACAGUAUGGGCCCCACUGCAGAGAAGGCCCUGUCUCUAUUUUUUUUUUUAGCUGCCUGUUUUACCUCGGGUGGAAGAGGCCGGGUUCAUGGGCAGCUCUGCCUUACACUGUGUCACACCAUUGGUCCAUGUAGCUCAGAAUUGUCCACGCUGUUUGGCAGCAACACUUCAGUGCUUCAGGCCAGAGCCUGAAGAUGCCUGUUUGGUUGACUGAACCUCUGACCUUCUGCAUGCAGUGCAAAUGCUCUGAAAGACUGCUAUCUUCAGUGAAUAGAUCUUGGGAAAGCAGGGCUGGAAAAAGACCCUUGCCUGAGACUUUGGGGGUCCACAGCCAGUCGAGCCUCGACUGUGCUGGGUGAUUCUCUGCUUGUACAGUUGGAGGCAGUCAUGCUUCUGGAUACCUGGAAACCACAGGAUGGGAGGGUGCUCCUCUGCUCAGGUACUGCUCCUUGGGUUUCCCACAGGCACCUGGUUGACCAAUGUAAGAACAGGAUGCUGGACUAGAUAAUAAUAAUUUAUUACCCCGCCCAUCUGGCUGGGUUUCCCCAGCCACUCUGGGCAGCUCCCAACAGAAUACUAAAAACACGAUAAAGCACCAAAUGUUAAAAACUUCCCAAUACAGGGCUGCCUUCAGAUGUCUUCUAAAAGUCAGAUAGUUGUUUAUCUCCUUGACAUCUGAUGGGAGGGUGCCACUACCGAGAAGGCCCUAUGCCUGGUUCCCUGUAACUUUUCUUCUCGCAGGGAGGGAACCGCCAGAAGGCCCUUGGAGCUGGACCUCAGUGUCCGGGCUGAACGAUGGGGGUGGAGACACUUCUUAAGGUAUACUGGGCCGAUGGUCUGAUUCAGUGUAAGGUUGCACAUGCUCAGCUACAGCAUCUCGCUCUCAGGCGUCUCUUGCCAGUGAGCUUAACUCUGGCACUUCCAUAUAUUGGAGGCAGAGAGAGAGGGCUGCAUUCCCCUGCCUUCUCAAAUCAUCGGUUUCUCUUUUGCAGAGGGAACACCAUGUGACCUGCGGGACUGAUUCGCUUGCUGCAGACUCCAAGAAGCAGACGAUGGUCAGCGUCAGCUACCUCCUAGCAGAGUACGUGGAAUGGGAAAUGGAUGAGUUUCAAACAGCUUGCCGUUCCCUGCUGAACAGGGAACCCUGAAAUGCAUUGCAUUGGGCUCCCACCAUCUCUGCCUUCUCCAGUUGUGCUUAGUGCAUAUUGACCCCAGCCACCAAAAGCAUAAAAUGACUAGUUUGGUGAUGCUUAGCCUCGCCCCUUGGGAUCCUGGCUCCCCGCCCCCCAUACUUCCUUUUCAGCAAGGCUUAGCUGAGAAAGGGGUGCAGUGGUCAUUGUUUUUUUCAGAGGGCUAACUUGCAUAUCUUGAUUACAUUAUAAAGCAGUCUGCCCAUCUCCCAAAAGCUUGGGGCAGUGUCCAUUGUCUCCCAACAACAAUCCUAUCAGGUAGUUAAGACUCAGUGGCAGGCAGUAUAUGACUGAUAGAAAGUCACUAGGCUUCAUGGUUGAGUAGUGAUGUGGAGCUGUCACCAGGGGGUGCUGCUGUCUUUUGCCAUGUUUUCAGUCCUCUGACAAUUAAAAGCCAUGAAGGUUACAUCCCUGCAGUUAUAUGAUGAGUUGGGAUUACACAUUUGCAGAAUAUGGCAGAACAGAGUUGCCAUAUGUCUGGAAUUUUCUGGACAUAGCUGGUAUUCAGCCCCUUUAAGUAGUGUCUGGGCAGAAAUUGCCCGUGCCAGUAGUAUAGAUUUUGGUGAUUUUGGCUUUUUUUGCAAACAACUUUGGGCAAAACCAGAAAACAAAAGCUAUAGGCUUGUGGCACCAUUGCCACUUUCCCACCCUCAUAAUGCUCAGUGAAUCCACAGCUAACUCAGCACUGGACACCGUGGAAUUACCAGUAGAAUCCUUAGAAAUUAGCAUUUUAGAAGGUUGAAAGUGAUUCACAUGUGUUACUUUGUUAUAAAACUUACCACAGCCUGAUCAGGUAGGUCAGUCAGCCUUCUGCUGGGGUAGAUUGAAGUGGCUCCUCAGCUACCUGAUUUCAGGAGUCAUAAAAGGACAAAUUAUUUGGCCAUUUUCUUUAUUGAUUUCGUAUAUUUAUGACAACAAAUGUGGAGAGUGGCACUUAAUCUAUAGAGGUUCCUGUCUAUAAUCCACAGCUACUAAGAAUGUUUCCGGAACCUAUAAAAAUGUCACAGAAGACUCUCUCCCAUUUUCUGCAUUGUUUGCCAGAAUAACUUGACUAGCCUUGUGUAACUCUGCACCUGGAUUCAGGUUUCGGUUUGGUCUUAACUGCCGUCGUUGUCCUUUAUAUGCUGAAUCCCAUGGUACUAUUGUAAACUUUUUCUCUUUUUAGCAUUACAGAUAAUUUCGAAUCCUUCACGCUGAACUUGUUGUCUUCGCUGUUGGUUGGUGGCCCCAAUUCCCCCUUUUAUAAAGCUUUAAUCGAGGCUGGUCUGGGUUCAGAUUUUUCGCCAGAUGUUGGGUAAGUGUGUUAGCUGCGUGCAGCAGUGUAGGACUUCACCCCACAACUUUAGUUCAAUUUGUUGUUUUUUAAUUAAAUUACUCAGGUUGGGCAUUUAAAAUAGGGGCAAAGCACACUUUGCUCUUUAUUUCACUCCCCUGCCCCCAUCCACCCAUCCAUUUUAUAUGCUGCUUAACACUGUGACUUCUAAGUGGCAUAAAGUAAGGUUGCAACAAGGCAAUGUGAUGUUAUGAUCAGAGUGUCAGACUAGGAUCCAGAAGACUCGGGUUCAAAAUCCCCUCACAUGCCACAAAGUUUACAGAGUGACUUUGGGCCAGUCACACUAGGCUGACACAAAUGAAAUAUUUCACACUGCUGUUCCCUGAUUUGACUUUGAGGGGGAGAAAAGAGUUCAGGCCAAGACCAACAAGUAAGUGAAAACACACCAACUGCAGGCAAUUCUCGAUUUGGGGUUAUGUUCUGGGAGGGAGAAGGGACGCGGGUGGUGCUGUGGGUUAAACCACAGAGCCUAGGACUUGCCGAUCAGACGGUCAGCGGUUCAGAUCCCCAUGAUGGGGUGAGCUCCUGUUGCUCGGUCCCUGCUCCUGCCAACCUAGCAGUUCGAAAGCAAGUGCAAGUAGAUAAAUAGGUACCGCUCUGGCGGGAAGGUAAACGGUGUUUCCGUGCGCUGCUCUGGUUUGCCAGAAGCGGCUUAGUCAUGUUGGCCACAUGACCCGGAAGCUGUACACCGGCUCCCUCGGCCAGUAAAGCGAGAUGAGCACCGCAACCCCAGAGUCGGUCACGACUGGACCUAAUGGUCAGGGGUCCCUUUACCUUUACCUCUGGGAGGGAGAGCAUGCAAAGCCAGAAUCACAUAUAGUCAAAACUUUGGGUUCAGUGGCGGAUGGGGUUGCCAAAGUCUUUCCCAGAUGCCCACCCACCUUUUUAACUUUUUAAAACAGUUUUGCCAAGUGCAUAAAGCUGAAUGCGCACAAGUUAAAUGUGUGUAAGUUGCAAAUUACCUGUACUGUAAUUUCAUGGAUAAAGUCUCCUGGGAACUCGGAUCAGACCCACGCCUUCUCAGGAUUCCUGGUUGACUGGAUCUCAGUUUGUGGAAUGUCUGGACUUCCCACUUCUAACUAGUGCUAAAUGCACUAAAAGCAUUCUGGCUUCCUGAAAUUUUAGAACUACUCUUCGUAGCUCUGUGUUAUAGCUUCCUUCUGGCGAAUGGGCUGUUCGCCUGUGUUUCUACCCUUGCUGUUUGCCUUUAUGCCCCCUGUCUGGGCUCUGCUGUUCUUCUGCCACUGGACCACAUUUAAUACAGCGUGCCACUUCUUUCCCACUUGCCCUUCCUUUCCUGGGGCACAACUCUUUCAAGACUCAGCUGCCCAAGAGCGAAGGCCGAAAGCCAGAAGUGGGCAAUCUCAGUCCCUUGGGACAAAAUGUGGAUCUUCCAAGCCUUUCUGUGUGGUCCUUGGGACUCUGCAAGCCACACCCCUUGGUAGUCCUGCUGUUCCCCUUCUUUGGGUGCUUUUGCCUGGCUGGGACACAGACCUCCACUGAGAUGGUGCCUCUUCCUUGCCUGGAUGGGGAGAAUAAGUGUGUCUCUCUCUUUGCACAAACCUAUGCAGUGCACAGCUAGUACGUCGCCUUCUCUACAAAGUUAAGGUCACCUUUCUUGCCCCACCCACUUUCUCAGGCUCCACCCAUAACUGUCUUGUGGCCCCAAGGAGGCUACAAUUGAAAGGAUAUGGCCCUUGAAUUGCGACAUGUCUCCCCACCCCUGCUGUGAGCAGCCAAGACAUUUUUUCCUUCGUUUUCUUGUGUUCUGCAGGUUUAAUGGCUCCACAAGAGAGGCUUAUUUCAGCGUUGGCCUUCAAGGGAUCGCCGAAGAGAACAUUGAGACUGUGAAACAAAUUAUUUCCAGGACGGUUGAUGAAGUUAUUGAGUAAGUAAAAGCUGUGUGGGGUGGUUUUGUUUUGUUUUGUAGUGGCUGGAGAGUAUGUGAGUCAUUGAGUGUGUGAGUCUUUCUUUUUCCCUGUUUUUUAAUGUUUUCUUGGGAGUGGAAGUCUCCCUUCCGUGUGUGCUUUUAGAGCAAUAUUAACUGUCCGCUCGCUUGUUUGUUUUCUCCCAAGGAAUGGGUUUGAGGAAGAAAGGAUUGAAGCACUGCUUCACAAGAUUGAAAUCCAGAUGAAGCAUCAGUCAACUAGCUUUGGACUUGCUUUGACUUCAGUAAGUGCAGUUUCCCCAGUGAUGGGUCCAUGGCUUGUCUCCUUUCGAGUUAACAGCAUUUCUUAACAAUACCCUGUUAAUACGUUGGUCAUAUUCCUGUGUAAUAGGGUAGGAAAUGGGUUGAUCACAGGGGAGAAAUGACAGCAUUUCUUCAGUUCCAAGUCCAGUUAGCUUUUAAAGUUUACCUUCCAUAUUCAGGAUAAUCACGUCAAGAGUUCCAUCUUGCCAUUGCUUUUUAAACUAAAUCAUCUUUUCGUCAGAUUUCCCCUGCUGCACUCAUUGGCAUUGGUAUUGCUUUGGUUAUGCGCGGGGUGGAUUUGAUUUAAAUCAAACCGAUUUAAAUCACUAGUCAGUAAGAUUUGAUUUAAAUCAUUUUUCUUACAGAAAGAUUCGUUCUUGCUGGUAUAAUCUUAAUAUUUACAACCAGAGGAAAGUUUCAUUUUUGUAAUAAUAAUUCGUUACAUCGAAACAGGGCCCUGUCCUGGCUUCUAAUCCAUAAUUGACUUUUGACUUCUGCUCUAUGAAAGUGAGUCUCCAUCUGCAAGCUGAUAAAUUAUAAGGAUCAACAUUAUUGUUGAGUGGAAAAGAGAAAAUCUUUGUAACGAAUUAUUGUGUUAUACAUAUCUUUAUGUGUUAGAGUUUGUAAUCUCUCUUAGAAUUUGUAAUCUUUAUUUGAGUUUGUAAUUCUUGACAGAAUGCAUACUUUUGAAUGGAUUAGUUUUUGUUACUAUUGACUAUUGACUUGUGAGUAGGGACCACUCCCACCAUUGAAACUUACAUUGGCCUGAGUUCUUGGUGUGCUUUUUUCUUGGUAUAUUUAAUAACAAGAACUCCAACUUACUUAACUCCUGUCUUCCGUGGCUGGCUUCUAAUUCCUCGCCUCUUCUCAUCCCUCAAGUAUAUUGCCUCCUGUUGGAACCAUGAAGGAGACCCCGUUGACCUUCUAAAGAUCGCCGAGAAAGUGGCUCGUUUCAGGCAGUGCCUUAAGGAGGACCCCCAGUUUCUUCAGAAAAAGAUGAAGCAGUACUUUAAGGUAAGGACCCAGUUACAGGGCAGGAGACGACAACUCUGGACUUGCAAAGGUCCAUCACGUCCAGCACCCUGUCUCUUGACAGUGGUCAGCCAAGUGCCCCAGGCUGAAGAACACACCUCAUGGGAGACCCCCGGUUUUAAAAUAGCAGGCUGUUCUUUGCAAUGAUGGGCACUCCAUUUUCUGUUUUCUUCGCCUUGGUCCUGGGCAACAAGGGUAACCCCCAUAGGCUGACGUUGUCGAUGAGUCCAGAUGGAGCUUUUUAUGAGAAGCAAACCUCGAUGGAAGCGGCAAAGCUGAAAGAAAAACUCGAGGCCCUUUCUGAAGAAGAGAAGAAGCUGACAUAUGAAAAAGGUGGGGUGUUUUUCUGCCUGCUUUGACUCUCUUAUAUUUAUGUGGAUGGAGGGAUAGACAGACAGAGGAUGUGAAUAAGCUGCAGCUUAUUGCACUUCUUGUUCCCCUUUCCCCCAUUUCUGUAUUAAAAGAUAACAGAAAUUCAAACCACAUUCGUUGUGGUUUCCCAUUUGAGGUCAAUGAGCACUUUGAAAACGGACGUUUAUUUUUGUGUUUUUAUAUUGUGAACCACCCUGUGGCACUCAAUGAAGGGCAGUAUAAAAGUUUUAAAUGAAAUAAAUAAGUGAGGGGAGAUUUGUAUCCCUUUGUAUUCCACUGCCUCUCCAAAAUUUAGCAGCAGGGGACUUAACUUUGAAAACCACCAGGAGCUGUAUGGGAAGCAAAUUCAUUAAAUUCCCAGGAGAACGUUGUCAAAUCCCUCCUGUUGCCGCUGAACCUGAAUCCCUGUUGGAUAGUUUUUGUCAGAACCGCUGACCAACGUUCCACUUUUCCUUCUAGGGUUGGAACUGCUUGAUCUGCAAAGCAAGCCUCAAGACACAUCUUGCCUCCCGGCUCUGAAGGUCUCUGAUAUUGAGCCUAGGAUUGUGUUUACUGAGCUGGAGACGUCACUUACAGGUAAGACGGAGUCACUCAAUGCUGAUGUUCUGUUACAAAACAGAAAAUGUAGAGCCUGUGAACGUAGGUAGCCUUAUGUUGGAAUAGCAGCUCUUUCUCAGUCUGUUGACGCCACUCUGGGUUUCUUCCCAGGUGGAAAUGCAGGCAGGUUUCGGUUUAGUAUGAGAGGGCUCUGCAACAUAAUGCUUGCUGGAUACAGUAAAAUUUAGAAAUAGCCUAAUCACAAAGUCUCUAGACAGUAAAAUAAUUAUCAAUAACAUACAGAUAAAAUUACUGCUAUUUAAAGUCAUGUAUGCAUAACUGAUUUUUGCAUCCAGAUAGACUGGGGUGGGACAGGGAGGUUUUAGCAGCUGUCUUAAAGGAGUGAGUGCUCCUGUCCAGGGUUGCAGCCAGCCAGUCUAUUUUUCUGGGUGCUCCAUUCCAUUUCCCACGUUUUCCGAGGAAACUGUCUCCUUCUGAGUCAGACCACAAGUCUAUCUAGUCCAGUAUUUUCAACACUGACUGGUAGCAGCUCUUUGGGGUUUCAGAAAGGAGUUUCUCCCAACUCUUACCUAGAGAUGUAAGGGAUCGAACCUGGGAGGUGGGGCAGCUUGGAAUGGGUCUGUGGGUCUUAAGCUUUUAUACGAGGCAAGAGAAGGAUUUGGGCUUGAAUUGUACGGAGCUCUAUAUUUCCAAAGGAAGCCGGGCUUGUUUCUGAAACACUGCUCCCUCCAGUCUCCAAUUCUGUCACCAUAUAUUGAUGAGUUCUUCUCGUUUGUCUGUAGCUGAGGAUGUCCCAGUCCAGUACUGCGCUCAGCCCACAAACGGCAUGGUGUAUUUCAGAGCAGUUUCCAGUCUGAACACUCUUCCGGAGGAGCUCCGGCCUUACGUCCCGCUUUUUUGCAACGUCAUCACCAAGUAAGGAGGAGCUUUCUAUUUGUGCUUUGGGGAUUUAUUCCAGAGAGAGCCCAUGUGGUGCCUCCAGAUGUUGGACUGCCAGCUCCUCAUCGGUCCUGACCACCGACCAUACUCCCUCAGGCUGAUGUGAUGCAUAGUCCUACAACAGCUUGGUUGGAAUAGCUCAGCUGGUAGAGCAUGAGACUCUUAAUCUCAGGGUCGUGAGUUCUGGCCCAAGUUGGGCAAAAGAUUCCUGCAUUGCAGGGGAUUGAACUAGAUGACCCUCGUGGACCUUUCCAACUGUACAAUUCUAAGAUUCUGUGAACAUCUGCAGCGCACCCCAUGGGCUAUCUCUGCAAUAAACUUCAUUCCAGCAAAGGUGGUUAAUAAACACUAUUUCUUCCCUCUUUUGGGGUUGAUGAGUUGAUCUAAAUUCAAAUUAUUAUUUUUUGUGGGAAGACUAUUGGGGUGCAUGUUGUGGAUAUUGCUCGUUUAAUGGUAUUACAGUCUAUUUUUUAUAAUUUUUUUAUUAGUUUUUCAACGUAUCAUUUUCAACAAUAAUUGAAAAUACUUUUACAUCUUAUACAAUUUUUUUGACUUCCAUCAAUCACAUCUGAAAAUUUUCAAAUCUAUUUACUUAAUUUACAUUUCUUAUUUUCACCAUUACAUUUAAAUCUCAUAACUAAUAUCUCCCUUCUUUGCAAUAUUUCAUAUAUUUCUCCUUACAAAACUUCGUGUAGUCCUACUAGCGUAAUUUGUUGAUUACAAUUGCUCUUCAAAUAAUUCGUAUAUUCCAAUCUUAUGUAAAUCUCUGGUCACGCAGGUUUCGAAUCCUUCCUGUCAUUUUAUCCAAUUCUGCAUAGCCCAUUAAUUUUGUCUGCCAUUCUUCUUUCGUUGGUAUUUCUUCUUGCUUCCAUUUCUGAGCCAGCAAUACUCUUGCUGCUGUUGUUGCAUCCCUGUAUUACAGUCUAUCUUCAUAGUGUAAUGAGCUUGAACAAAAUAUGUAUAUCCUUGGCCAAGAAAGUUAAUAAACAUUUCUCCGAGCAAUUGCGGGGCAGGCCCUCCAGUACUGGGGCUGGUGACUUGGGGUACGAAGUUUUUGGGAGAAGAGCACAGCUGUAAUUCCUGCAUUGCAGGAGGUUGGACUAAAUGACCGUUUGGGUCCCUUUCAAUGCCACAGUUCUGUGAUCCUCUAGUUCUAAAGGAAGGUGCCUUGUGCCAUUUGGAGUGGCUUACCUGCGGCCUUCCAGGUGUAGCCCCUAUCAGCUGCAGCUGUCUGCCAGGGAUGAUGGAAGCAGCAGUCAAGCCACAUCUGGGGGGGGCAGUGAUUUUGCCAUCCUUCCCUUACACAGACUGGCGGUGGUCUCUCCCAGCUCUGCCUGGAGAUGCCCAGGGAUUGAACCUUGGAACCUUUCAUUCAUUCAUUCAUUCAUUCAUUCAUUCAUUUUAUUGCAUGCUCAAAGUGACUUGCAACAAAGAAACACCUCAAAACAAAACACCACAGUCUCAUAAUAACAUAGCAAAACAAGAACACAGUAACAAUUUCAAAACAACGUAACAAAACCAUUUCCUAAUAGCAGAAAUAUAAUAACAUACCAAAAAACUGCAUUCCAAUAUUAAAAAUGCAACAAGAUUACUUCCAACAACAUGCAACAUGAAGUAACAGAAAUAACAACCCUAAAGCUGUUGCUGUCUAGACUUGGUUGCUGAGCUACAUCCCUGGGAUUGCGCAGAGCUGGGUAUAAUUUCUUCUUGGCUGCUAAAGUUUAGUGUUGCUGCCCCCAAAUCUGCUAUGCUACUCGUAGAAGCUGCAGCGAACUUCUAGGCUCCAGCAGUCCCUUUUCCUGUUUGCUGCUGUUUUGGGCCAGCAGGUUUUAAGAGGACACCUGGCAUGUCCUCCUCUAAUGCUGCCAUUGGGCUUUUGCCUAAAUCUUCAGGUCUUCCAUCCCCCAGGCUACUCUUUCCCAGCUCUUUCUGCCAUUCCUCUUAGGGCUCGGCUUCCAAAACCCUUCUUCCAACAUGUGCAAAAUAAAUGCCAGGAGAGAAGAUAAUUAAAUGCUGCAGCCUUUUCCUUGGCCUGCUGUCCACACCCUACUUGCUCUCUCCUUCUUGCAGAAUGGGCUGUGGCGCUCUCAGUUACAGAGAACAGGCUCAAGAGAUAGAUCUGAAAACGGGGGGCCUUUCCGUCUGCCCUCAUAUCACCGUGGACGACUCCCACUUGGACGUGUAUGAGCAGGUAGGUCAGUCUCCAGGUCGGGUGUCACGUGGCGCUGGCGCUCUUUCAUGUUGGGGCUGUGUUGGCUAGAGAUGUGAGUGCCUCCCUUGCUGCAGAUGAGAUGCAAACCUAACUAAUGACUGGCAAUGCUGCUGAACUGCUUCAUGUUUCUAGGGCACCAUCCCCAGUAAAUAACUGUCUGGGAAUCACAGCUGUUAUUCCUUAAGUAAUUAUUUGAGGAUCUCUUACUGGCUUGUCUACUGAUCUGAGUUUUCUUGUUAAAUGUCUCCUUUAGGGUGUGCUCUUUUCUUCUCUGUGCCUAGAUCGAAAUCUGCCGGCCAUGAUGCACAUCUGGAGUGAAAUAUUCAACAGGUACUCUCUCUCUCUCUCUCUCUCUCUCUCUCUCUCUCUGUGUGUGUGUGUGUGUGUGUAUUGUUUGCAGUUGUGUGCUUUCCUGCUAAAAGAGCUAAAUGGCUUGCUUUUGAUAUAUGUCACAAAGCUUGGAGAUACUAGAAAAUAGAAUAACACCCACAAAACAUGGCCAUUCAUUUCAUAUCACCCUGAAAAUGAAAUAAGUGUAUAGCUAAAUGUGCACAGGAUUAAGCAUGGCUUUUGUUUGUUUGUUUGUUUAAUUCAUAACAAGGUAACUUACUUUUAAAAAAGAAAGAAUAUAGCUCUGUUAGUAGAGCCUAAGACUCUUAAUCUCAGGGUCAUGGAUUUGAGCCCCACAUUGAGCAAAAGGUUCCUAAAGUGCAGGGGGUUGGAGGACCUUUGUGGUCCCUUCCAACUCAAUGAUUCUCCAUGAAUAUAAGAAGGUUCAUUCUACUGAAGCAGACCAUUGGUCCAUGGGGCAGCCUGUUGUCUCCUGUCUCCUCCUGGCAGUCCUUCUUGUGAGUCUCAGGCUGAAAAGCAGUUUCCCUGAAUGCCUGAGAUCCUCACCUUUAACAGACUUAAACUGGAGUUUCUCACAUCCAAGGCAUGUACUCUGCCCACAAAUUAUGAGCCCAGUCCACAAGCACUUAAAGAUGUAAUGCGCAGCCAUCGUUCCGCGUGAUGUGAACAAACUUGGGUGAACAAACUGCCGCCCCUGUUGGAGGCAGUGUCCCCCCUGAUUACCAGUGUCUGGGGAAUGAGUGCUGUCAUGCUCAGUCCCUGUUUGUGUACCUCCCACAGGGCGUUGGUUGGCAAACAGGAUGCUGGACGAGAUGGGCUGUGGGCCUGAUCCGGCAGUGCUCUGCUUGUGUGGGAGUCACAUCAGGUGUAGCUGGAUGGAGUACUUGAGAAGCUUUUGAUUCAAACUUAGCUUGCUGGGUUAUCUGAGCCCAGAAAUAGGCUGCCUUUACAGUGGUACCUCAGGUUACAGACGCUUCAGGUUACAGAUUCCACUAACCCAGAAGUAGUACCUUGGGUUAAGAACUUUGCUUCAGGAUGAGAACAGAAAUCGUGUGGCGGCUGCGCGGCAGCAGCUGGAAGCCCCAUUAGCUAAAGUGGUACCUCAGGUUAAGAACAGUUUCAGGUUAAGAACGGACCUCCAGAACGAAUUAAGUUCUUAACCCGAGGUACAACUGUAUAUCUAAUCUAGAAGCCGCGUCUGGUGCAGAACGCAGUAGCCAGGCCACUUGAAUGCUCAGAAGAAGAAAUUGCCCUAAAAACUGAGCAGCUGCUGAGAGCAUCUCUGAAAAGCACUCUAGACCUUCCAGCGGAACGACCAGGGCUGGUGGUUAUAGCUGGAAGUUUUUUGCCCAACUCUUGGUGAUUAUACUUGGAAGAAGUUGGUCUUCAGUGAUGGCUGCGUCUAAGCCCUUUCAGUGCUUUUCUGCUGUGAUUCCGCCCCCCCCCCAUGCCUUUCUGCUUCCUCUCUCCACUUUCUGCAGCCCUCACUUUGAAGAUGAGGAACACUUCAAGGUUCUAGUCAAGAUGACGGCUCAAGAGCUCUCGAAUGGGAUUCCCGAUUCUGGGCACAUGUACGCCUCGAUUAGAGCCAGCAGAACCCUGACGCCAGCCGGAGAGCUGCAGGAAAUGUUUAACGGCAUGGAGCAGGUAAGGGGACAGCCGAAAGGAGAAUGCUUCCAUCAUUCUGGAAGAGGAGAACUGGCUUAGAUGAAGGUGUCUGAUUUGUCUAGCCAGCCCAGUGCUAUGUGCUCUGCAUAACAGCAGCAACUCCACAGAGAUUGAAGCAGUCUCUCAAGUAGCCUCUUCUGCACACUGCUGUUUCUGUUCCGACAAGAGUUCUUGCCUGAGGUUUCUAGAGAAGCACAUUGAAACAAGGGAGCAAUUCCCAGCAGCCAUAUGUGGGGAAGAAGGCGCCCCAGUUGUUUAUAGUCACAUAUUUUAAGGUCUCAGGUCUGCUUGGUGGGCUUUCUUUGCUUUUGCUUUACUAUUCAUUCCCUCUCUCCUCCCUGCUGCCCCAAUUCCGUUCAGGUGAGAUUGAUGAAGAGGAUUGCAGAAAUGUCCGACAUUAAGCCAGUGCUGCGGAAAUUGCCACGCAUCAAGAAAUACCUCUUAAACAGUGACAACAUGCGGUGAGGCUCUGUUAAUGUUCACCUGAUGUGACCCUAAGCUAGCCCCGGGUGGAUUUCUAAGCCCUUUGCUGGUUUCCCCCCUAACCUCCUAAUGGUGAAUCUUGCAUGUACACAACUGUGUGAGAGACAGGUAUUCUACAGAGCAUUCAGUUAUCAGGCAGUGAGCAUUUAAGAGAGGAUUAGUCUGCCUUCUUGAGCGUUAUCCAGGAAUUCAAGCAUCCGAAACUCUAGUGCCAAACGAAAGCAUUAAAUAAGGAAACACUGCUCGUUGGUCUGCAGGAGGGGGGGAAUACAUGAAAUCUGUUGCGAUGCAACCAUCAGCAACAAAGGAGAAUUAUUGAGCACCCUCCCUCCAUUGACCCAAGAGAACGCUGUUAUUCUGUGUUUCACUAUUUGCUUGUUCAUAGUAUUUUAAAACUGAACUGCCUUGAGUUCCUUGGCCAGGAAGGCUCUGUAUAAAUGCAGCUGGCAAAUAACAUACUACUUCUCAAGAUGGCGGCCUUGGGAGUCCACAACUCUUGGCUGCUCAAAGCAAGAAUUCUGGUCUCCAUCCCUCUUACCAGCAGGGAGAAGAAGGGAGUGUGAUUGCUUGGGUUACUGCAGUUUGAACACAGCUCCUGAUUUCAGGCAGCGGCAAGUGCAUCAACCUAGCUUGGGAAGGCGUGGCAAUGAGGGGAGUGUUGUGAUGUAGCAAUUAAAGUGUUGGACUGGGACUUGGGCGCCCGGGGUUCAAAUCCCUGCUUGACUAGUGAAGCUCACUGGGUGACCUUGGGCCAGUCACUGCCCCUAGGAUUGACCCUACCUUGCAGGGCAGGGCAUGGCGAUUGAGGAAGAACCAUGUACACCACCUUGGAGCGAAAAAGGUGGGCUAUACAGUAAAUAAAUAAUCUCCCAGCUUUGUAGCUGGGGAAGUUGCAGCGCUGAUGCCAGGACCACCGAAACCUCCCUGCUGAGCCUCUUCAGCUUCAGAGUUGGAGGGAAGCCUGGCUACAUACUGCCCUCGCCACGCAGAGCACUCAGAGACCAGAAUUAAAGUCCACCCAGCAUUUUUUAAAGCCAAUGAUAUUUGAUGGCUAAAGAGAACUCGACUCAGAAAAUUGAGAAGGUGUAAAAGCACAGUUUGUUCCUCACAGACGGUGUGUUUGUGCAUGUGAUAGAUGCAAUUUUAUUUCUGCCUAGAUGUUCGGUAAACGCCACCCCUCAGCAGAUGCCACACGCAGCGAAAGACAUCGAAAGGUUCAUAAAGGGCAUCGCCCGGAGUAAAAAGGAACGCAAGCCCAUCCGCCCCCAUGUGAUUGAGGUAAAGCAGGAUUAGCAGAGAAAGCGUUUGCAUUGCAGGUGACUUUCCAGUUCUCAUGCAAACGAGAGGCAGAAUUGGCUACAUAUCCGGUGCAUUUCUCUGUAGCUUGUGGAAAUACAAAUCUUGCAACACGGGCUGCCAGGGGCGCCUCCCCCUGCUCUCUCACAUUUCCUUCCUGCUGUGGUUCCUACAAAUGUUAGCAUGUUUCAAGUACUAUUCUUCCAUCCCUUCCAGAGGGAGCUGAGGCUGAGAUGAGAAGGGACAGUGCCUUUUGGUUCAUUGGUAUUGCAGCUGAAUUCUACAGUUCCGAGCAAGAUCUCACAUGUUGCUAAUGGUGUCCAAAUUUGAUCCGUGCAAUAGAGUUUGAGGGGUAUUGAGAGGGAGAGAAAACAUAGACUGCUUCCCUCCAAAGAUGCUGUUAGCUCCAUAGAGGGAGAUACCCUAGCAGUGCUUGUAUUUCUCCCCCGUGGUCCUGAUAGCUUCUGGGAGUGGGAUGGGGAUUUAGAUCAGGAAAAAUGUCUACAGAGCUCAAAUAAUGUAUGAAGCCCCCUGCAGCAGUUUUUAAAGCCAGAGGAGGGAUGGAAGGCUGGGGGGGUGUCACUUCUGAUAGCCCAUGUCACUUCUGCUUUGGCUGUUCUCGUUGCCUAGGUGGGAGCCUAUUUCAGCCUGGGAGCCGCAUUCCUUUGUAGAGAACCUUCUGGGGGCCACAUGCCAGAGUUGGGUGUGGGCAGAACAAUGGCUGUGACCCUUAGCCUUGUGCAAUAGGCUGCAUUUCGGCCCCAAAUCGCAAGUUCCUGUACACACUCAUAUCCCCCUUCUCCAUUCAUGCAUUAUUACAGUUUAAGUUAGGCAGAAACACUGGGGGCACAAAGCAGGUGCCCUAGAAGGAUUCAGCCUGGGGAGAGGGAGUUUUUGGAGAGCCAGAUAGAAAGACACGGAGGGCCACAUUUGGCCUCUGACCCGGAGGCUUCCCACCCCUGUCUUGCAUUGUAAUCCUCACAGGGUACCCCAGCAUUAGCACUGCCUGCAGGACAUGUUUUGGAUGCAACCCUUAGUGUGAUCAGCAGCAAAGUAUUGGACACAGCGGAAAGGAAAUGCGUGGGGAAGCUGUGCUGCUUACUUGGGAGAAACCAAUUGGAUCUCUCUUGUUUCAACCAUGUUUUCUCUUUGUAGAAACCUUCAGACCCCAAAACCGAUGGCAGUGAGGCGCUUGCUUGCUCCCAGAUCACCAGGAAGCUCAUUACGGUGAGUCUUAGUUCAUUUGCCUUAGGUCGAAGUUCCCAGUAUUUGUCACUACUCCCCAAAUUGAGCCUUACUGCUCUGAAGAUUAAUGUGCUCCUUUGGGCGGGGGGGGGGGAGGGCUGAGGCCUUUGCAGGAAGCUAAAAUUGGAUAAAAACUCAGGGAAGUAAAAUGGUCCCCAUCCCCCCAAAACAAUUGUGUGAUGGUAGCACCCAAUUCUAUUUCAUGAGUUGGUUUUUCUUUUAGAAAUAUUGCUCCAUACUGGCUGGACAGAAAAGAAAAAACCACCCCAGUGGGAAAAAUCGAGAUUUCUUAGAGUUGUUUUGUUUUGUUUGAGUGCUUUCUUCAUUUAUGAGAAGAAGAAUGGUCAGUGAUAAGUGGCUGGCAAUCGAGGAUGUUGUUUGUCACCUGCACAGGAAAAUUGUCUUAGAACAAAAAUGGCAAUCCUGUGCCCCCUUGUUGUUGGUCUCCAACUCCCAUCAGCCUCUGUCCGCAUAGCUCAGUGGUCAGGGUUGAUGGGAAGUGGAGUCCAGCAGAUUCUGGGAGCCGUAACUUUUCUGUCCCUACCCAAGAAAGACUUUGUUGUAGGCCUCCUUCUAUGUAAAUUCAACAAUGGCAGGUGCAUCUAGGGUGCAAUUUUUGCCCCACAAACUGGAUGGAGGACGACGACUUACCUAUGACCCAUCUCUGAAACAUUUUUUUGCCUCCAUAAAGUUCUUCAAAGUAGCAUACAGUAGCUUUUUAAAAAAAGUUGAAUGGAAUAUAAACAGUCUGCUCAUGUAUGCCAGAGAUUGUCUCCUGAUUUAUCCCCACUUGGGGCUUCAUAAAGUUAUAUUUCUAAAGCUACUAACGUUGCUGAGCUGUGUCCAGAAAUUAGAGCUAACCCAAGCCCUGCCUUCAUUGCUUAUAAAAGGCAACACUAGGCUAGGGAGGGAGGGAGAAGAGAGUUAGUUACAUGUCAAGUGAAAGUGUAUUCUGUUGAACGCCUGGGGAAUGCACAUCCCCUUUGCAAACUGUGCCCCCUUCAAAUGUGGGGCUGUGCUGAGCUGUUCCUUUGCUUUGACAACUACUGCCUUAAAAAAAACAAUAAUAAGGGGCAUCAAAUUCUUAAAAUGCUUUCCCUCUUCUCCCUUGCUGCUGGCUGUUCUGAGCCCUCCAAGCAAUCACAUUGAGACUCCGCAGUCUCAUUUUCCUCCUUCCUUCUCUCUCCAAGUAACCAGACGCAGAGUUGACUAUUAACCUUUCUGGACUCCUUUUGAUGCUCUUGAAUGGGUAAGAACAGGCGGCCACCUAAAAUUGAGUGUCCGCGCUGCUCUCUCUAUACACUCUCUGCCAGAGGUGAUCUCAACCAAAAACAAUGUGACUUUUCCUCCAGGAUCCCACUUUCCAGCCAUGCCAAAUGAAGACUCAUUUCCUUCUGCCCUUCCCUGUCAAUUAUGUUGGCGCCUGCGUUCGGACAGUUCCCUUUACAGCCCCGGACCAUGCAAGGUAAGACGAUGGGAAGUGCUGCCAAAUAGUGCAUGAUCAGAGUUGAAUAAACUUAAUCUCCAGUUGCGGCUGUGUUGAGAUCUGCAUUCAGAAAUAACCGACAGUGCUCUCGGGAAGACGUUUGCUUUCAAAACACUGGGAUGUUUUCUGAGUUACAGGCUGCUACAAGUAGUGCAUUUAUGUCUGGACUCACAGGCAGUGUGACCCACAGUGCACAAAAUCGGGCUUUCUUUCCCCCUCCCUGUUUGCUCUGUGUUGCUGCCUGCUUCUCAGCUCAGGAGAGCGUCUGUGGGGCACAGGUGGGUUUGGCUCACAAGCUUUGCUUGGGGGUGUGGCUUCAGCAACACUGCUUCCCAUGUGUGUCUUCAGGGGGCAUUGCUGCCAAGGUAACAGCAGCUGAUAAGGGACCACUUCUGAGCUAAUGACACCUGUGCUCUCCUGGCACUCAUUAGGCGGAGGCGCUGCUUUGGAGCAGCAAGAAGGAACCAGGUAGCUGGCACUGAUUCUGCCUGCGGAGCCCCCAGUUCGCUCUCCCCAAGGGAUGUCCAGGACAGGGGUAGCCACUGCUACUAUUCCUAUCAUCCCUACCUGGCUUUGCUGACUGGAGUUGGGAGUCUUAGCAGCAGCUAGAGGGCACCAUGAUCUAGCAAGUGCAUUAAAACUUCCACUUGGAGAAGCACGUUCCCUUACAUGCAUAAGUCUUGGGCUUUUAAAAAGGAGAAAAAAUGUGGUAUGGAAAUGUGGAGAUCAGAGAUCUUGACUUCUGUGGGGAGACAAGUUAUGAAAUCUUACUGAGUCUGAAAUUUUGCCCAUUAGGUACAUUUGUUCAUGCAGACUUAUAAUGAUGAUGAGGAGGAGGAAAAAAGGAAGGGCCAGGGAGAGAGCAUCUUAAUCAGAAUUGAAGGGUUGGAAGGUUCAUCUAGCCUCAACCCCCUGCAAUGUAGGAAUCUCUUGUUCACUAACGAUCUCUCUCUUUUUUCAGCCUUCGCAUCCUCGCCCGGCUAAUGACAGCUAAAUUUCUACAUACAGAAAUUAGAGAGAAAGGAGGUGCAUAUGGAGGUGGUGCGCAACUUGCCAGUAAUGGCAUAUUCAGUUUCUACUCCUAUAGGUAACUAGUUGACUGAGUGGAACCACACUGUCUUCCUUUGACUGUGCUUGUUUGUCUUUUUCUUUUUCUUUUUUUGUAAACCAGCAUUCUCUGCCAAAUAAAAUGAGUUCAGGAACUGGAAUUGUACAAGUCAUUGAGUGGUAAAGGGAGAGUAGAUUCUUGCGAUCUGCCCCAGAGCACUCAAAUCAGUGCUUUUAAAUUGCAAGGAAAUCCCAUAACGUAAAAAAGCAUGAACACGUCAGUGGUGGGAAAGCUGUGUAAUUGCUUUCCACUUUUGCAGUGCUGAACAGAAUGCCAGCGGUGUGUGGCUUGUAAGUGUUGGGAUGUACUGAAUAUAUGGAUCAGGUCCUGAUGGUCAGUGGCAAUGCUAGAGCAUCUGCUUUGCAUGCAGAAGGUCCCUAGCAUCUCCAGGUAGGGAUGGGAGAGGCCCCCAUUUGAAACCCUGGAGAGCUGCUGCCAGUCUGUGUAGACAAUAUGGAGCUAGAUUGGCCAAAGGUCUAUUUCAAUUUAAAGCACAUUCCUAUGUUCCUAUGAUUUCAAGCUUUCUAAGUUCAGAGAACCCAGCAGAUUUAUUUAUUGUAAGAACCUGCUCAAUACAAUGUUGUUGGGACAGAAUUACCCUCCAGAAGUCAACAAUGCAAUAAAAAUAGCAGUUGGGUUUUCAUGUAUCUGUGAUCACAGUGUGAGGCAAAGCUAGAUAAAGCAACCACUUGAACAAGGGCAAGUCACUUUGUGGUGUCAUUUCUCUGUAAAAAAAAAAUUGGCUGUAUAAACUUACCUGUGCCUUCCUUGCAUUUUAGGGAUCCAAAUUCAAUGGGUACCCUGUCUACUUUUGAAAAGGCCGCCGAAUGGGCCAAGGCGGGAAAAUUCACGCAGCAAGACAUCGAUGAAGCCAAGCUUGCCAUGUUUGCAUCUGUGGAUGCCCCCCAAGCACCAUCUGACAAAGGUAUGUUGACUUCUCACCUUGGGAUUGAGCCAAAUGAGGUGAGCGAAUAGCCUUUCCUGGAUCAAAAUAGCCAUCAGUCUGAAAGCCAAAAUAUGAUUUUGCACAUAUUUUAGUUAUCUUUGAUGCUUUUCAGUGGGGGCGGGGGGGCGGACCCAGUUUCAUAUGUCUAAAUCGCAGCCAAAAAGAGUUUCUGACAUUAUCAGGCAUUUCCAACAUGGAGAAAUUAUCUAAAAUUUGUUGCAUAAUUCUUGGCUACAUGCGCCAUUCCAGAAGAAUUGAGAGUGAUCUCAGUGCGUUAUGAAACAGAUCUGUCUAAAAGUAGGAGCUGCAGGAUGGAGGUGUGGUUUGCCACCUGCUGCUUUCACCCUUAAGAAUCAAGUUAGUUUUCUUAACAUUUGUGAAUUCUUUGUAGGGAUGAAUACCUUUUUGUACGGGAUCUCCGAUGAGAUGAAGCAGAGGCACAGAGAGCAUCUUUUUGCCGUCUCCAAAGAUAACCUCAUAGAUGCAGCCAAUAAGUGAGUUUGUGUGCCUGACCGGGAAGUGCGAGACUUCUCAGAUAGCUUUCCGAAACCCAAAAGGGGAGUGGGGGGAACUGAUGUUUGCCACACAGCCCUUUAAUUUUCAGGAUUGUGGGUUUCCUGUGGCAUGGGGCUAUUGAAUGGGAUAGUGGGACAAAACAGUUGGAUGUGUAAAACUUACACAGAACCUAGAUUUGUGAAUCAAAUCUAGCUAGUUGGAUGGCAGUAUGCUAAGGUGUCAUUGGGACUGUGGUGAAGCCCUAGAAUAACUCAAAAGCAAGCCAAGCAUGAAUUGCAGACUGAGGAAUGUGUACAUACAAAUAUGCUCUACUUCUCCAGCAUCAAGUGAAAGGGAGCUCCAGAGUCUUUGAUGCUGUCUAAAAUUAAAACGUUUUUUCAGAAUGACAUGUGCUGUUCACUUUCUGAAUUGCCCUUUAUCAAUAAUGAUCCCAGUGCAAUUUAAAACGAAAGCAUCACUUUUGCCCAUUGAGUCCUGAGAAUUGGAGACUCCUAAUAUUCCCUACACUUAUAUGCUGAACAGACAAUUGCAAAUGAACAGUAGACUAAUGGUGCAUGCUUUGUUGACUUUCAGAUAUCUUGCCGCUGGGAAGAGAACAAAAGGACUGGCUAUUCUUGGCCCAGAAAACCCACACACUGCCAAAGACCCUUCGUGGGUUAUACGAUGAUAUUUGCUGCCGGCUCAGAUUAAAUGCAAUCGUGUGUGACAGAUACCAAAAUAACUUGGGGUCCUCCUCUAUAGCAGUGCUGUCAGGACCGGACAGCACUACACUUGUGUAUCUUAAAGAGCUUGACUCCACAGUGGUGCUUACUUCUCAAGCAGGAUUUCGCCCUCUGUCAGUCUUUCACUACUUGCCAAGCCGAAGCUCUGGAUUAUGGUCCCAAUCUAGCUCAAUAACUCUGACUAAUUUCCCACCGGAACUACUGUUGGUUCUGUCUAGCUGAUCAUGAUUAAGUUUAACUAGAUGGUACUUUGCACUUUGUAGAAGCACACAAUUAAGUUUUCUGUUUCCUUUAAAUCAUGUCUAAUAGAGUUCGGGUUUCCUCUUUUUUUUAAGAUUACUGUUAUUGACCAUCUUCAGUACUCUUAUUUGAAUAUUGUGUAUUCCAACCUUGUGCCAUUAAAUAUUGCCAGCCUCUGAUGAAUUGUUCUGCUUA